Messenger RNA from Closterium sp. Yama58-4, 1485 nucleotides. NCBI's taxonomy places the organism in Eukaryota, Viridiplantae, Streptophyta, Zygnematophyceae, Desmidiales, Closteriaceae. The record is from the annotation of a GenBank genome assembly.
AUGGGUUACUUAGAAUCCAUUCUUAGCUCAGACACGGACGCAACGAUGGAAAGUGCUGACAUCGGUAGUGGAAGAGCUAGCUGGUCCCGAGGGCCAUUGCUCGGUAGAGGCUCGUUCGGACGAGUGAACAUCGGAUUCGACAGCGCCAGCGGAGAGCUAAUAGCAGUCAAAUCCGUUCGUGUUACCAGCGACAAUUCUCACGAGCUCCACGCGUUGGAGAACGAAUACGAGAUUCUGCAGCGGCUUGAUUCCCCUUAUGUCAUCAAAUGCUUUGGAGCUGAUUGGUCCAUGGAGGACGGUGUUCCCACGAGAAACCUCCUCUUAGCGCUGGCAUCCGGGGGCAAUCUCGCAGAGUUGGCUUCUUCGACGGACUCCGGAAGCGGCUUAUGCGAAGCUGAUGUUGCUCGUCACGUCAGGGGUGUCGUCGAGGGUUUGAGCUACAUCCACCAGGAAGGCGUGGUUCACUGCGACCUGAAAGCCUGCAACGUCGUUCUGGGUGAAUCCUGCGUGGUCCUCGUCGACUUCGGCCUCUCUCUACAAAAACGAGAAGCAACUGACUGUCAGGAAGCUGAUAGCAGUCAUGAGAUGAAUCGGACAGAAAAGCUUCGAGGGACGCCGUGCUGGAUGGCUCCUGAAGUCGUAUUAGGAGGAGAGAUUGGCCCGGCGUGUGAUGUGUGGUCGCUCGGAUGCACGGUGAUAGAGCUACUCACUGGAAAGCCGCCAUGGUCCUCUCAAUGCGCCGACCCAAUGUCCGUGCUGUACAAGCUUGGGUGCACCAGCGAGCUCCCCGAGAUUCCGGAAGAUGUGUCUCCAUUUUGUUACGAUUUCAUCAGUAAAUGCCUCUGCCGGGACCCGCAGCGGAGACCAACAUCAGCUGAGCUUCUUACGCAUCCUUUUCUUCGUCUUCAGGAUAAAGUCCGUAAAUUGCACAGGUCCCAAUCCCAGCUCGCGUCAUUUCCACCGGUCACAGAAGCCACCAGUGAAGGCAGUCUACACGUGAUCAUGCCAUCGUCACCCAUGGCGGUCGAUCCUGAAGAAGACCUGAAUCUGAACCUCACGUGCUGCAAAAUGGUGGACGACCUGUGCGCUCUCUUCCCGCCAACUCCCUCUCCCCGCCUCGUCUCUCCCCUCCACGUGGUUGCACAGGAGUGGGGUUCUCACAGUCAGCCAUCCCAUCGUCCGACGCCGACCAUCACAGCGCAUACACCUUUUGCCUCCAAGGACGAGAGAUUACGAAGCAACUGCUGUCCCCGAAAGCCAUUCAUCAGCGUUACUGCACAGGACGGUUCCCCACUGGACAGACAUACCAGCUCGGUUGGAGCUAGGAGCAAUGGAUGGGGUGCUCCUUCUCCUGCUUCAGAACAUGGCAGCGCCCAACCAGAAUUUUCCCCACCGGAGUUGGAUCCGAUUUCACCUGAUGUACAGGAAGCAUGCACUUGGCAAGCUUGGGAUGGGGAACGGCUGCAGAAGUUUAUUGACUGCUGA